Messenger RNA from Nerophis lumbriciformis (worm pipefish), 984 nucleotides. The record is from RefSeq and is a predicted model, not a curated record. NCBI's taxonomy places the organism in Eukaryota, Metazoa, Chordata, Actinopteri, Syngnathiformes, Syngnathidae.
AUGGGCCUCUGCAAGUGUCCAAAGAGAAAGGUGACCAAUUUAUUCUGCUUUGAACACCGCGUAAACGUGUGCGAGCAUUGCCUCGUCUCCAACCACAACAAGUGCAUUGUACAAUCAUAUCUACAAUGGCUUCAGGACAGUGAUUAUAACCCAAACUGUCCUCUUUGUAAUAUUCCGCUGAUUGAGGAUGACACUGUCAGACUCAUCUGCUAUGAUGUUUUUCACUGGACCUGUCUCAACGACUUGGCAACCCGCUUACCCCUUCAUACGGCCCCAGCAGGAUAUCAGUGUCCCAGCUGUCAGGGUCCGGUGUUUCCCCCCUCCAACCUGGCCAGCCCGGUUGCCGAUGUGCUGAAAGAACACCUGUCCUCUGUCAACUGGGCUAGAGCGGGUUUGGGGUUGCCACUGAUUGACGAGCCAGCGGACGUCAUUCAGGAGGCCACAGCUCAUGAUGUUACAGACUACACUGACUGGUCAUCAUUUGAUGCACAAGGAGAAAGUCACAGUUACCAAAGCCACUCCUACAACGGCAGCCUUGGCCAAGGGCCAAAUUCUUUGCCAUCCCCAGCAGAGGACCACUUUGGGCUGUCUCCAAAGAAUGUGGAUUCAAAUAUACAAGAUCACUCUGUGGUCAACUUUCCAGAGGCCACUACAAGUGACACAAUUACUAUACAUGCAGGAUCAUCACCAAGAAAGGUUUAUGACACACGAGAUAUCAGUUCUGUGACACAGAUGGAUUUUGAUGACGACAAAUACAGACGACGACCGGCUUUGAGCUGGUUCGCUCAAAUUCUCAAGAACCGCACAGGUAAGAAGCGAGGAGCUCUGUCUUGGAAACAGCGGGUCUUCAUGCUCCUACUGGUUGGAGUGCUGGGAUUCUUUACUUUGAUUAUUAUAAUGGCUAAACUUGGACGUGCCUCAGCUGGUUCAGACCCUAAUUUAGAUCCUCUUCUAAAUCCACACAUUCGUGUGGGCAAAAACUGA